UGCUUUUUUUCUGUUCCCUGUUGUGUAAUAAGAAUUCAGAAAAUUGCUGCGGGCGACCGGGUCGAUAGGAACAUUUUGUGUCUUUUCUAAUUCUGAUUUGUUAUGGCAUGUUCUCGUAAAUUACUGCCUUCCCUAUUUGUGAAUUCAUUAACCAAACGCUCUUUCAUGAUGUCUUCUAAACUGAGGGCCGAAGAAGUUCUUGAUGAUAUCAAGACGAAGAACCCAUACUUCGAGAAGUAUGCUUCCAAAAUAGCAGCUCUACAAAAAACCUCACCCGAAGAGUUUGUCGAACGAAUGGAAAAGUUUGCUACGGUUAAGGAAGCAAAGCAAAAGAAGGAGACACGUGAUUACUCUGAGCUAUUGAAUCCAAAGAAGCCUGUCGCGGAGGUGCCAUCAGAAAUUCCCCACAAGAGACUAUCUGAUAUCAUGAAGCUGGAACUUGUGCAAGAUAAAUCUGCAGACGAAUUAAAACAGAUAUGGUACGAGUAUCACAAAACCAAGGAUGUGAUCGCUGCGACUCUUACAGUCGAACAAUAUGAUACAUUAAUGACUCGGGCAAAGCUACAUCCCAUUUUCAUCCUCCCUCUGCCUCGGAGUGAAGGAUUUGAAUUUAUUUUGCUGCAAUUUUCUGCCAAUACUGUUCAUUUUACACCUCUUCUUGCUUAUCAGAUUCACGCUGAGAAUGCACCGGAAUGCCUCAACAUUGUCCAUUAUACGGAAGUUAAAGACAAAGGCUUAGUGCUGAUGCGUGGUGAAUAUGAUAGCAAAGUUCUUACCGGUCAGGAAGCACAGUGUUUAGCCAAUGAGCUUCAAAUGUUCUAUUGUAUGCAAGACGAGGCUAAGUUAAAUGUUCUGGAGACAUUCACCAAACAACCAGAUAGUUUCAAACACAUGGAUCUUAUCAAACAAGUUGAAGAAAUUCAAUUGAAAUAAAAUGUUGAUACCCUGAAAUACGGAAA
Molecule: messenger RNA, 959 nt
Organism: Eupeodes corollae
Lineage: Eukaryota; Metazoa; Arthropoda; Insecta; Diptera; Syrphidae
Product: ATP synthase mitochondrial F1 complex assembly factor 1
Exons: 3
Coding region: 103-933 (276 amino acids)
Biological process (GO): mitochondrial proton-transporting ATP synthase complex assembly
Cellular component (GO): mitochondrion
Source: RefSeq, a predicted model, not a curated record